Numida meleagris (helmeted guineafowl) is the source of this 3893-nucleotide messenger RNA. It is a transcript of the gene PCDH8, whose product is annotated as protocadherin 8. Gene Ontology annotation, biological process: homophilic cell-cell adhesion. NCBI's taxonomy places the organism in Eukaryota, Metazoa, Chordata, Aves, Galliformes, Numididae. The record is from RefSeq and is a predicted model, not a curated record. The transcript has 3 exons. Bases 255 to 3251 code for a protein of 998 amino acids. Gene Ontology annotation, cellular component: plasma membrane. Gene Ontology annotation, molecular function: calcium ion binding.
CGGGGAGUUAAAGGAAACAAAGGCGAACGCCCCGCGCGCCCCGCUCCCGCCGGCUGCCCGAGCCGCCCCGGCUGAGGGGAUUGUCGGGAGCCGCCCGCUUCCCAUUGGCUCCGCCGCCGCCGCAUUUGCAUACCGCCGUCUAUUAAAGGCGGCGCGGAGGCGCGGACGGGCGCAGACGGCGGUGGAGGGUGUGCGGAGUCGUGUGUAGUGCCCGCGCAGCGCCGCGUUCUCCCCUUCGGUCCCGCGCAGGUGCCAUGAGCCCCCUGCGGCUGCUGGCCGCCGGCUGCCUGCUGGCUCUGUCCCACUGCAAGACGGUGCGCUACCGCACCGACGAGGAGGGCGCGCCGGGCACGGUGAUCGGCACGCUGGCCGACGAGAUGCCGGUGAAGGCUCCGGGGGAGAUGAGCUUCCGACUGAUGCGGCAGUUCAGCAACAGCUCGUUGGUGCGGGUGCGGGAGGAGGACGGGCAGCUGAGCAUCGGCGAGGCGGGGCUGGACCGGGAGCGGCUGUGCGGGCAGGCCCCGCAGUGCGUGCUGGCCUUCGACGUGGUGAGCUGCUGGCGGGAGCGCUACCGCCUGGUGCACGUGGAGCUGGAGGUGCGCGACAUCAACGACAAUGCGCCGCACUUCCCCCGUGCCCAGAUGGCGCUGGAGGUGUCGGAGAGCGCUGCGCCUGGCACUCGCCUCCCACUGGAGGUGGCCGUGGACGAGGACGUGGGCUCCAACUCCAUCCAGAGCUUCCAGGUCUCCCUCAACAGUCACUUCGGCGUAGAGGCGCAGACACGGGCGGAUGGGGCGCGCUGCGCAGACCUGGUGCUGCUGCAGGAGCUGGACCGUGAGCGCCAGCCUUCCUACACCCUGGAGCUGGUGGCCAAGGAUGGCGGCAGCCCCGCACGCUCAGGCACAGCCACCGUACACGUCCGUGUCCUUGAUGCCAACGACAACAGCCCUACUUUUGCCCGGAGCUCGGUGACAGUGGAGCUGCCCGAAGACGCGCCGCCCGGCUCCCUGCUACUUGACCUGGAUGCCGAGGAUCCCGACGAGGGCCCCAAUGGGGAGGUGGUCUACGCCUUUGGCAGUCAGGUGCCCCCUGAGGCACGGCGGCUCUUCCGCCUGGACCCGCGCUCCGGCCGCCUGACGCUGGAGGCCGCUGUGGACUAUGAGCGUACCCGCACCUACGAGCUGGACGUGCGGGCCCAGGAUCGUGGUGCCAGUCCCCGGGCCGCGACCUGCACUGUCGUGGUGCGCCUUACCGAUGUCAACGACAACGCGCCACGCAUCAGUAUCAGCGCCCUGCGUGGUGCGGGCAGUGCCGCCGGCGUGGCCUACGUCAGCGAGGCGGCUGCCAGUGAGAGCUUCGUGGCCCUCGUCAGCGCUUCUGACCGCGACUCUGGCACCAAUGGGCAGGUGCGCUGCAGCCUCCGUGGCCACGACCACUUUGCCCUGCAGCGGGCCUACGAGGACAGCUACAUGAUUGUCACCACGGCAGCGCUGGAUCGCGAGCGCAUCCCUGAGUACAAUCUCACCGUGGUGGCCGAAGACCUGGGCUCCCCGCCCUUCAAGACCGUCCGCCAGUACACGGUGCGGGUGAGCGACGAGAAUGACAACGCACCGCUCUUCGCCAAGCCCCUCUAUGAGGUGGCUGUGCCAGAGAACAACCCGCCAGGCGCCUACAUCACCACCGUGGUGGCCCGUGACCCUGAUCUUGGCCACAAUGGGAAGGUCACCUACCGGCUGCUGGAGACCCAAGUCAUGGGGGCCCCAAUCUCUACCUACGUCUCGGUGGACCCCGCCACCGGGGCCAUCUAUGCCCUCAGAACGUUCAACUAUGAGAUCCUCAAGCAGCUGGACCUGAGGAUCCAGGCCACUGAUGGAGGCUCCCCACAGCUCUCCAGCAGCACCCUUGUCAAGGUGAGGAUGGUGGACCAGAACGACAACCCUCCAAUCAUCAUCCACCCAGUGCUCACCAAUGGGUCGGUGGAAAUCAGUGUCUCCAGCAAGACCUCCCGUGAUGCCGUGGUGGCCCAGAUCAAAGCUCGCGAUGCAGAUGAUGGGGCCAACGCUGAGCUUACCUUUGCCUUCCUGGAAGAACCCCAGCAGGACCUUUUUGUCAUCAACCCAAGCACUGGGGACAUCGUGCUGAGGGGUGACCUCUCUGAAGAGCUGGGGCAGCUGUUCAAGGUCAUCCUCACUGUGACAGACAAUGGAAGGCCCCCUCUUGCCACAACUGCCACUGUCAACUUCCUGGUGACCGCCACCGCUCCUUCCAGCAUCCAGGAGGUAGCCAAGCCCAGCUCCUGGCAAGGGAAGGCCUUGCAGUGGGACAUCCCUCUGAUCGUGAUCAUCGUCCUGGCGGGCAGCUGCACCCUCCUCCUGGUGGCCAUCAUCACCAUCGCCACCACCUGCAACAGGCGCAAGAAAGGGAACGAGAUCAAAAACAACAGUCCCCUGAAGGAGCAAAUCGACAUCUCCCACCUGGAGAAGGGCCGGCAGGAGGACAGCAGCCAGAGGGGAAACAUGUUCGAGGUACGAACUUUCCCCAGCAAAACCUCUUUCAGCGGCCCCGACCCUUCUCCAGCAGCUGAGGAGAUAUCCACCGCGGAGAGCAGCAGUGACAGCGCCUGCCUCUACGAGGGUCAGAAGCGGCUCAGAGGAGCCGGAGGGGAGCAGGGUUUCACUGCCGCUCCGAGCUUUGGCAAAGAGCCCGCUCCCCCCGUGGCCAUUUGGAAGGGGCACUCCUUCAACACCAUCUCGGGCCGGGAGGCAGAGAAGUUCAGCGGCAAGGACAGCGGCAAAGGCGACAGUGAUUUCAACGACAGCGACUCGGACAUCAGCGGGGAUGCCCUGAAGAAGGACCUCAUCACACACAUGCAGAACGGUCUGUGGGCUUGUACAGCCGAGUGCAAGAUCCUGGGCCACUCAGACCGCUGCUGGAGCCCCUCCUGUGGCCGAGCCAACCCACACCCCUCUCCCCACCCCCCGGCGCCCCUCUCCACUUUCUGCAAAAGCACGUCCUUGCCUCGGGAUCCCCUCCGCAGGGACAACUUUUACCAGGCCCAGCUGCCAAAGACGGUGGGGCUGCAGAGCGUCUACGAGAAGGUGUUGCACAGGGACUUUGACCGGACGAUCACGCUGCUGUCCCCUCCACGUCCCGCGCGGCUCCCUGACCUCCAGGAGAUCGGGGUGCCCCUCUACCCAGCCCCCUCAACCAGAUUCCUGGGCCCCCAGACUGAUGCCACCGAGAAAGCAUAACCCCCCCAGCUCCAUCCACACGUCCCCACGCGCACACGCUCCCGGGAGCCUUUAAGUUAUUGACCAGACCCGGUGUUGUACGUGUAAAUAUGCAAGAUGUGCCUUAAAACAUGAAGGUGUUGGGAAAGAGUUCCAAUCGGUACUGUUUGGUAUUUGCAAACAACGACAACAAAAAAAUUGUUUGUAGUUCAUGUAAUUUUUAUGAAAGGUGCAGUAUUUAAUUUUUUUCCUUUUGUUUUCUACAUUGUUUUCUUUGCGUUUGGUUUGCCCGUGGCCUGCCAUUUUUUGUAGUGUUUUUAACCUGUACAGUGUGUAAUGUAAUGUUUGUACAUAAUGAAAAUUGGUUAUAUUUUUAUAUAAUAAAAGCUUAAAAAAUGGGAAUUCUUGCCAAAGGAACUGUCUGAGAGACACAAUAGUAAUUAAUAAUAUCCUGAAUAUGUAGAAUCUUGUAAGGGAAAUUCCUCUUUCAUAGUGUAAUAAUAACCCAAGCAGCACAGUGUAUGGAGACGUUUGCCUUGCCAAAUGUGACUUGUAUCUCUUGAAUCUGUGGUCAGUUUAAAGUUUAAAUGUUAUUUAAUUGCCUUUGGUUCCUGUAAUCUGUGUCACUGAUAAACACUAAUAAAGGUUUUGUGAUGUGUUGGA